UCGAAAACUUUUCAUAUUAAUUCGAAGUUUUCGAAAAUUUUCGGCGCGGAUUGUUUAUUUGUGUAUACUGUAAUUAUUGCUUAUUUAUUCCUUAAUUUAUUGUAAUCUUGAUUGCAAAUACAUCACAAAUCAAUUGUCACUUAAAAUAUUGUGAAUUGAAAGUAUUUCACGCAAUAUUUCGUAAGAUUGAAGCAUCUGAAAUUGUCCUUGAUUUUUUUUACCUGUGGAUAACAUUAAAAGACCCUUUUGAUCAAGUUUUGAAUAAUUAAAAUGCGGCCUCGAAGAGCUGCGUCGCAAAAAGUUCAACAACAGCAACAGAAAGAAAUCGAAGAAGAUGAUGAAGAUGAACUUAAUCUUUCCGAAGCAAGUUCUGGAGAUUUUUCAAGUCAAAGUUCCGACGAUUGGGAUCCGACAAAACUGAGAGAAAACAAAGAUAAUUUUGCAGAUUCUGAGUCGGAAGAUAUUGUAUCUGAAGUAGAGGAAGAAGCAGAACAAAGUUUUGAAGAAUCAUUGCUAAGGAAAGCUAAAAUCCGAAAACGCAAUCCAAUAGCUUCGCUUCGUGGUACAACAAGUAACAAAUUCAAACCAAAUCGCUCACAAAAUGGUUCUAAUGCGAACAUUCGAAGCAUUUUGCAAAAAGCUGAAUACCAAAAGAAAAAAAGUAUUUUCGAUGAAACUCAAGAAAGCGAAGAAGUUCCUGAAUUUGAUUGUUCAGGUGGAUUGAGAUUAUCAGAUUCAGAUGAUUCUGACUAUGACGGUCCAUCCACAUCAGCAGCUGCUUUAGAAAUGAUUAAACCAAAAACUUCAGCUCUCAUUAACAACAUCAAUCAAGCGUCUGGCAGCAAAAUGGUUGACUUAAAAUCCAUUCAUGACAAUUUGAAGCAAAUGGAAGAUGUCAAAGCAAAACUUAUUAAUUACAAAAAUUCAAAAUCAACAUCACAAAAGAAUUCGAAUGAUAAACAAAACGUUGCUGAUUUACUAGCGAUGGGUGAAGCAGCUUCAGAUGAUAAAUCACAAACGAAAUCCAAGAAAUCAUCACAAAAACGUAAUCGACAUGCAGCAGAUGAUUCUGAAAGUGAUGGAUGGGAAGAAGUUGAAGACGAUGGCGAAUCUCGAGAAUACAAAGUUCCAAAGCAUGGAGUUGAAAUCGUUUUAAAUGACAUGAAUCAACAGGAAGGGAAGAAGAAAGAAACGAAACCAGUUGAUUUUGAGGCACAAAUGAAAAGAAAGCUCAACAGAAGACGUAAAGAAUUUCAAGUUGAUCUGCACAAAGUCAAUUUAAUGCUUUGGAUUGGACAUGGAAAUUUCAUUAACAGAAGAAUCAACGACACAAAUUUGCUGGCCAAUGCACUUCAAUUACUUCCAAAGAAUAAAAAUCAUUGCUAUCCUAAAGAUAAAACAGAUUUGGAUUAUUUCCAACAAAUCACAAAUUGGUUCAAAUCAACAAUUGGUUUGAAAAACCGAGAAAUGUAUUGCAACUUCAAGCCACGUCCACCAAUUAUGAUGAGUCUUGCACUGCAAAUGAAAUUUAAAGCAGCAAUUUGUCGUCGUGAUUUUGUUUUGAUAUUUGCAAUUAUUCUCCGUGCUAUUGGCAUUCAAUGCCGCAUUGUCUCAUCGCUUGUACUUGCUCCAAUUUAUCCACCGAAAUCAGAUCUGUUAAGUUUAUCAGGGAAGAAACCUUCACCAGAAACAUCUAAGAGUGCAGGAAACUCAAAAUCAGCGAAAUCCAAUAACAAGUUAGGGAAACAAGCAAUCAUUCCUCAAUUAGACGGCGGUGAUGAUGAAGUUGGAGCAAAAAGAAGCAAUAAGAAUAAAAAAGGAAUUAAAAUUAAAGGCCCAGUAAAAAAUACAAUUGAUGAAUCUUUCGUUAACCUGAAUAAAGAAGAUUCAGCAGCGAAAGCUCCUUCACCAAGAAAAACCAGAUCAAAAAAGGGAAAAAAUGUCGUCAGUUCAACAAAAAUGUUACCAACCGAUGAAUGUGCUUUAAAUUCACCAAACUCAAAUCAAGCAUCACCUUCAACGAAACUGUUUAAAGCACGUAAGUCAGCAGCACCACGAUUAGAGCGAUUAAAAGUUUCGGAAAAUGAAAACUUUUCUCCACGUAAGACUCGAAGUAAGAGCAAAGAUUUGACACCUGCACCAAGUGCUUCUAAAUCAUCCACAGCUGACGAAAAAUCAAAGGAAAAUGAAACAAAAUCUAAGCAAGACGGGAACAAAUUGCAAGUUUUUUCACCUCGUCGUUUGAGACGUCGCAGUGCUGAUGAAGCUUCGGACACAAAAGAUAAAAAUUCAUCGGAGAAGAAAAAGUCAGAGAAAGUCGUGAAGGAUACUUUGAAAGUCUUUUCUCCAAGACGCUUAAGAAGUCGAAGUAAAAGCAGUGAAGCUUCUUCGACAACAUCAGCAAAUAACAAUAAAAAACCUCAAUUGAAAAACUUACAAAAGCGUGAAGAUAGAAAACGUGAGUCGAAUGAAGAAAUAAAAAUUAAAUCAAAGAAAGCUAAAGUUGCUGUUAAAAGUGGAAAAGUUUCAUCGAAGAAAGCUCAAAAAAGAAAAUCAAACGAUGAAAACGAUACAGAUUUUAGUGAAGAGUCUGCUGCUAGCGCGAAAUAUUUUAAAACUGCUAAAAAGUCGAAGAAAACAUUGGAAAGUAUUGAUCGUCGUGUUUUAUCAUCAGAUUCUGAAGACAAUGCAGCACCUUCAAUAUCAAAUUCAUCACCUUCGAAGAAAUCUAAGGGGAUUGACAUUUGGGUUGAAGUUUAUUCGGAAAAAGAUGAACGAUGGAUAUCAAUUGACGUAUUUAGAGGGAAAGUUGAUUGUCCAAAAGAUAUUAUGAAAACAGCAACACAUCCAAUGACUUACGUCUUUGCAUGGAACAACGAUAACUCUAUCAAAGAUGUUUCUGCACGUUAUUGUCCAAAUUUAAACACAACAAUUAGAAAAAUGCGUGUUGAAGCGAAAUAUCUCAACUCAAUUUUGUAUCAUUUUGCUGGUGGGAAGACAGUUCGAGAUGUCAAGGAGGAUAAUGAACUUAACAAGCUUCAACUUGCUAAGCCGAUGCCAACAUCAAUUGCUGAAUUCAAGAAUCAUCCACUUUAUGCAUUGAAGCGUCAUUUACUCAAAUAUGAAGCACUUUUUCCUGCUGAACCUCCUAUUUUGGGUUACAUAAGAGAGGAAGCCAUUUAUCCUCGUGAUUGCGUUUUCGUUUUGCAUACACGCGAAACAUGGUUGAAGGAAGCACGAGUGGUGAAGUUGAAUGAGAAACCAUACAAGAUGACAAAGACGUUGAAGUGGGAUAAUGUCACUCGAAAAUUAUUGAAAGAUAUUCCACAAGAGUUGUAUGGAGUUUGGCAGACGAAGGAUUAUGAGCCUCCUGUCGCUGAAAAUGGAAUUGUUCCAAGAAAUGCUUAUGGCAAUGUUGAACUGUUUAAGCCAUGCAUGUUACCCAAAGGAACAGUUCAUUUGCAACUUCCUGGUUUGAAUAAAGUCUGCAAAAAGCUUGGCAUUGAUUGUUCACAAGCUAUCGUUGGAUUUGAUAGCAACGGCGGUUGGCCAUUCCCGGUCUACGAUGGUUUCAUAAUUUGCGAAGAAUUUCAAGAAAAAGUUCUCGAUGCUUGGAAUCGUCAUCAGGAAGAACAGGAGCAGAAAGAAAAUGAAAAGUUUGAGAAGCGCAUUUAUGGUAAUUGGAAGAAGUUAAUCAAAGGAUUGUUAAUUCGUCAGCGCUUGAAGAAUAAGUACAACUUUGAAAGCAACAAUUCCCUCAAAUUGCAGAAGAGGCUCGCAGCCUCGGUGAUGAAAUGCGGCAAAAAGAAGGGCUGGUUAGAUCCAAAUGAAAUCAACGAAAUCGGCAAUACUAACUCUCGCCAGAACAUUCGUAAGUUGAUCAAAGACGGUUUGAUCAUCAAGAAGCCUGUUGUUGUGCACUCUCGCUAUCGCGUUCGUAAGAAUACAAUUGCUCGCCGAAAGGGACGUCACUGUGGAUACGGUAAACGUAAGGGUACAGCUAAUGCUCGUAUGCCUGUCAAAUUUCUUUGGAUGACAAGAAUGCGCGUUCUUCGUCGCUUGUUGAAGAAAUAUCGUGAAUCAAAGAAGAUCGACCGUCAUUUGUAUCAUGAUUUGUACAUGAAGGUUAAAGGUAAUGUCUUCAAGAACAAGCGCGUGUUGAUGGAACAUAUCCACAAAAAGAAGGCUGAGAAGGCUCGUACUAAGAUGUUGAACGACCAAGCUGAAGCCCGCAGAAACAGAGUUCGUGAAGCUCGUAAACGUCGUGAAGAACGUAUUGCAACAAAGAAACAAGAACUUCUUUUAUCAUAUGCUAAAGAGGAGGAACAGCAGGCACCAACACCAACUGCUAAAAAAUAAACCGCUUUUGAAAUGGAUAAUUUGAUAUUCCAACCAUUUUAUUCCAUCGAGAAAUGUCCAACAAAAGGAUUUUUGUUCCAAAUGAAAAUAAAUAAAAAAAAAUAAUUGAAAAACGUCAUCAAA
Messenger RNA from Clunio marinus, 4482 nucleotides. Lineage: Eukaryota; Metazoa; Arthropoda; Insecta; Diptera; Chironomidae. The record is from the annotation of a GenBank genome assembly.